CAGAAACCCACCACCGCAACACCUGCGCUCCGGCCUGCUCUCUCUUUCAAACAGCUUCGUGUGUCGUUGCGCCGCGCAUAGUUCCAGCGCCAGCUCGGCACUGAAGAAUCUGGUGACCGGCCGGGAUCGAGAGCCAAGCUCGAGCAGGAACGGAGAGCGCGCGGAUAUAUAUAGCUAUGAUGAUGAUGAUGAUGGACAGGCAGCUCGUCAGGCAAUGCGACAUGGAGGUCAUGAGGAUGGCCAUGCUCAAGCACGAAGAGACCUUCCGGCAGCAGGUUCACGAGCUGCACCGCCUGUACCGCAUACAGAGGGAGCUGAUGAGCGACCUAAUAACGACCCGAUACGACGACGAGCCGCUGCUGCUGACGACCGCCGGCCGGCGCAGCAAGCAGCCGCGCCGGGCGCUGGACCUGCAGCUGCCAGCCGACGAGUACAUCGUCAGCGCCGACGAGGAGUCGGACGCCGCCGGCGCGGAGCUGGAGCUGACGCUGGCCGUCGGCGGGCGCUGCGCAGCCGGCGGCGGCCGGCGCAAGAGCAACAGGCGCCGGAGGCAAUUAGCAGAGCGGCAGCAGCGCGACAACAACGACGCCGCCGCCGCCGGCGGCGGCUCCUCGCCGUUCGGGUCCGACUGCUCCGGCGCGAGCGCCCUGUCGUCGCCGCCGCCUUCGUCGGCCGAGUACUACUCCGACGACGGGCCGGCGGCGGCGGCGUGCCAGAGGGCCGUUGCGUUCGACCUUGGAGGAGAAGGCGACGGCGUGAUGAGGCAGCAGCACGCGCCGUGGCUGGCGCAGUGCCAGCAGUACCUCAGCCUGAGGAUGACAUGAGUGAAGCUGCAGGCCUGCAGCGCGCUGCUCGCCGCCGUCCAUGUCGAUGUCCAUGUCGCUAGCUGUACCAGGUUGCGUUUGUGUUGUAGCUUGUAGGAGCAGCAGUACGUACUAGCCACUAGUGUUUUUUUUAUCUAUCUAUUCCUUUUUUUUUUGCCCUUUGUGUUUGCUAUAUGUCCUAGCCGUGGCCAAUGGAGUCCGGGAAGAAGGCCUGCAGUUAAUGAGUGCAUCCUAAUCCUGAUUCCUGAUCCAAAGAUGUUAAUUGAUCAUGGCUAUAUAGCUAAUGAGUUCAUCCUGAUUGAUUAA
This is a messenger RNA of Zea mays, 1130 nucleotides long. RefSeq lists its product as uncharacterized. The record is from RefSeq and is marked validated. NCBI's taxonomy places the organism in Eukaryota, Viridiplantae, Streptophyta, Magnoliopsida, Poales, Poaceae. The transcript has 2 exons. The coding region runs from base 177 to 824 and encodes 215 amino acids.